AUGGGAGACGUUGUGUUGGGUGUUGUUGCCAGUGGCUUUGCAGUCGCAGCACUCUCUUUGCAGCUCAUUGAAGUUGCGCAAUCAUUACAUACAUUCUGGGACUCAUGUGGGAAAACAAACUCGAAGGUGGAACGCAUCAAGAGCCAUCUCUCAUUGCUUCAAGUGAUUUCUUGCAGCAUUAUCGAGGUUUGUGAUAGAGAGCCUGAUCUACAGUACGGGAGUGCCGUCAUCGAGAGUUUGGAAAUAUGCAAGAAAGAAACAGAGAAGCUGUGUGAUCUUGUUUCUGUCAAAAACAAAAGCACUCACCGUGCUUCCAAAAAGUGGUCAAGUUUGAAAAUCACUUUGAAAGAUAAAACUAUAGACAAAAUAGAGUCUCAACUAAGCGGCGACCUUACGCUGCUUAUUCUCGCUCUUCAGCCUUUCUACCAUGGUUUGAGUAAGAAAUCGUCUCGCACCACGAACAGUUCGGACGAGCCAUCCUACGUCAAGCACAAAAUCGAAAUCAACGCGAAGCUCUCCGCGGUUGAAACAUCCGAAUUUGAGAGAUUGUUCGCUCAUCACAACAUAUCCCGCUCCCGUACCGAUGUAGGGAGUGGAAUUUUACAAUGCUACAGUGAAGGUUAUCGGAUAUUCAAGAUUGACACCAACGCCACCUUUCUAUGGGUACUUGGCGUCUUUGGAUGUCCAACACCUCAAUGGCUUCGUCGACUUUCCUGGAACCAUAUUGUCAGGUUUGUAUACACAAAUGCGAGUGAUGACUUAGGGUUACUGAAUACUCCUAUGCGGAAAGUCUUCAAAACACGUCUUGAGGUGCUGAUGCCCCUAUUAUCCUUUCAAGUUCAACUUUUAAGAUGUCCGUUAUCAAUAACCUCAUACCAUCUGGUACAUUGUCAAUCUGAAAUAUUUACAUUGUGCUUAGAGGGUAAUCUGAAAGGCGUCCAAUUACUGAUCAACAAGUCAAGAAUGUCGCCUUUUGUCGUCAAUCAACAUGGCGAGAAUCUACUCCAUGCCGUUGCACGAAACGCUCACGACGCUUUGUGCCUAUAUUUGAUUGACAUAGGGGUCGACGGAGCUGCAUAUGACGCUCGACUUCUCACUCCACUCGACCACCUUGUUCGAAAACUCCCACCAAGCCUAGGACAGCCUAAUCGUGUCGUCAACACUAUUAGAGCUCUGGUUGAAAAGAGUCAAUGCCAGCCUCUCCUACCUGUCACGAAUAAUGCCAUCGCAUAUUACAGCGGACCAGAGGAAGGCUUUGCUUGGCUGUUCAACGCUGAAUACGGGCAGGCAGAUCUUGAGGCUCUAGACUCAGAAGAGUGGACACUGCUCGGUGAUGCCGCUUUUGUUUUUGGUUGGUGGUCCCAGAUUGUCACCGAAGUGUCACUUGGGUGGCAGAGCCUCUAUCUCCUCAAACGCGGAGCAGAUCCUCACUCUGAGAACUCACGACGGCGUAUAACCCCAUUGGACGCCUUCCUUAGAGGUAGCUCCGCGCAUGGAAUAAGUCAUGCCCGUAAAUGGCUUCAGAUCGUUGCUCAAAGUGGAAUGAGCGUUCGGGAGUAUGCCUUGAAAGAACAGAGUCUACACGGACUGGAGCAUUGUUUGAUUGGAACAUGGGACCAUGAUCUUUAUCGAUGGCUGCCAGUCAAACACAAGGUUCUGUACGCGUAUGGUGAAGAGCCCGAUGAAGUUGUUAUUUGGGUUGAACCUUAUGAUGCAUUAGGUUGGUUUGGCUGUGGGAAAUGGGAUCUUGUAUUGCUCGCUGCCCCUUUCUGUGGUUCUGAGGCGACAAUGUCUCGAUGGCGGAUCGAGAAUACAGCUAUAGAAGAGCUGGAAUCAGGAGAGGCAAUUGAAGGUGAUGGGAUCUUUGAUCAAAGACAAAAGGUGCGCAAGGAGACUGGGUUGAAAAUUACGAAGGUGGGAAUGUGGCACCCUGUUGGUGCGAGUCAUUUUAUGUGCAAUCUGAUGAUCCAAAUCACUCUGAAAUAA
This is a messenger RNA of Glarea lozoyensis ATCC 20868, 1986 nucleotides long. RefSeq names its product Ankyrin repeat-containing protein. Bases 1 to 1986 code for a protein of 661 amino acids. The transcript has 4 exons. The record is from RefSeq and is a predicted model, not a curated record. NCBI's taxonomy places the organism in Eukaryota, Fungi, Ascomycota, Leotiomycetes, Helotiales, Helotiaceae.